GGUGAUCCUGAGGCUCGGCGCGCUUGGGGCAGAAGCCCGGAGACGCCGUCGUCGACGCCGCCACCGUCAGCGCUUCUGCCGCUACCCGUGGCCCCUCAACCCCUUUCCCCGCCCGCGGUCCGGAGUCGGUCCUCCUGCUGAGCCCCGCCAGGACUGGUUCCGAGGGGGCAGCAGGCGCGCAGACUCGCCCCCCGCCGGAGCGCCCGGGUCCGGCCCGGGACCGGACCCUUCUAGACGUUCGAGGACCCUGCCCAGUGCCGUCCGGCAACCGACCGCCCACCGUCCGGCCGCCGGCCCACUUCUUCCUGAUGCGAACUGCCGUCUACUAGAGGUUGGACGGACCCCCGAGAGAGGAAAAAAAAGGAAGAAGCAUAAUUCAGCCAUUUUUUGCAGCACACAGCUGCAGAUGAGGGCAGUAGAACACAGAGAGGCAAAGUAGCUUGCCCCAAGGUCACAAAGUUAAGAAGUAGGACCAGGAUUCAAACCCAGAGCGAUUUGCCUGGGAGACGACCGUCUCUAACUUCGAUCACCGUGUCCUUGCCCCCUUCGUUCCCAGCGAGCGUUCAUCUUGAUUCCCAUUUCCCACUGGGUCUGACCAUAUGUGACUGGGAACGGGAACACAGAGUGGAAGCCUGUCUGCAGCGAAUCCCCCCUCAGUGGGCUGUGGGUGCCCAGAGGUGAUUCAUGGCAGGGGACAUGGAAGGAUUCUGUUCCUCCAUCCAUGACACCAGUGUCUCUGCUGGGUUCAGAGCACUGUAUGAGGAGGGACUGCUUCUUGAUGUCACUCUGGUUAUUGAUGAUCAUCAGUUCCAGGCCCAUAAAGCACUCUUGGCCACCCAGAGUGAUUACUUCAGAAUUAUGUUUACUGCAGACAUGAGGGAGCGUGAUCAGGACAAAAUUCAUUUAAAAGGUCUAACUGCUACCGGUUUCAGCCACGUCCUUCAGUUUAUGUACUAUGGAACUAUAGAACUGAGUAUGAAUACUGUUCAUGAGAUUCUUCAGGCUGCCAUGUAUGUUCAACUUAUAGAAGUGGUGAAGUUCUGCUGCUCUUUCCUAUUAGCAAAAAUCUGCUUAGAAAACUGUGCCGAAAUCAUGAGACUCUUAGAUGAUUUCGGUGUAAACAUCGAGGGAGUCAGGGAGAAGCUGGAAUCCUUUCUGCUAGACAACUUUGUGCCACUCAUGUCCAGGCCUGAUUUCCUGUCUUAUCUGAGUUUUGAGAAGCUCAUGUCUUAUUUGGAUAAUGAUCAUCUGAGCAGGUUUCCAGAGAUAGAGCUGUACGAGGCUGUGCAGUCUUGGCUGCGGCAUGAUAGAAGACGCUGGAGACAUACCGAUACCAUUAUUCAGAACAUCAGGUUUUGUUUGAUGACCCCAUCCAGUGUUUUUGAGAAGGUUAAGACAUCAGAAUUUUAUAGAUACUCUCGACAGCUGCGCUAUGAAGUUGACCAAGCAUUGAAUUACUUUCAGAACAUUCACCAGCAGCCUUUGUUGGACAUGAAAUCAAGCCGCAUCCGCUCUGCCAAACCUCAAACUACAGUAUUCCGAGGAAUGAUUGGACAUAGCAUGGUUAACAGUAAAAUACUUCUCUUAAAGAAACCAAGAGUUUGGUGGGAACUAGAGGGCCCCCAAGUACCUCUGCGGCCGGACUGCCUUGCUAUUGUCAAUAACUUUGUAUUCUUGUUGGGUGGUGAAGAAUUGGGCCCAGAUGGCGAAUUCCAUGCCUCUUCCAAAGUGUUCAGAUAUGACCCGAGACACAACUCUUGGCUCCGGAUGGCAGACAUGUCUGUACCACGUUCAGAAUUUGCAGUUGGUGUUAUUGGGAAGUUUAUUUAUGCUGUAGCAGGCAGAACCAGAGAUGAGACUUUCUAUUCAACAGAGAGAUACGAUAUCACCAAUGAUAAAUGGGAAUUUGUGGAUCCUUAUCCAGUGAACAAAUACGGACAUGAGGGGACAGUGCUCAAUAACAAGUUGUAUAUCACUGGUGGAAUCACCUCAUCAUCCACCUCCAAACAAGUGUGCGUUUUUGACCCCAGUAAAGAAGGGACCAUAGAACAACGGACCAGAAGAACCCAAGUUGUUACCAACUGCUGGGAGAAUAAGAGCAAAAUGAAUUACGCAAGAUGCUUUCACAAGAUGAUUUCUUACAACGGCAAGCUUUAUGUCUUCGGUGGUGUCUGUGUGAUCUUGAGGGCCUCUUUUGAAUCUCAGGGCUGCCCUUCCACAGAAGUGUACAACCCAGAGACUGAUCAGUGGACCAUCUUGGCAUCCAUGCCGAUUGGUAGAAGUGGCCAUGGAGUGACUGUGCUGGACAAACAAAUAAUGGUUCUCGGAGGCCUUUGCUACAACGGUCAUUACAGCGAUUCCAUUCUCACUUUUGAUCCAGAAGAAAACAAGUGGAAGGAAGAUGAGUACCCGCGGAUGCCCUGCAAGCUGGAUGGUUUACAAGUAUGCAACCUGCAUUUUCCAGAAUAUAUACUGGACGAGGUCAGACGCUGCAACUAAUGACGUCUUUCUUGCUUCAAAGCCAAACAAAAAAUUUGUUUGUGACAGAGUAGUUAAUUAACAGCAUAAAGAAAAACCUCACCAGUUUUACUAUCAAAGCCAUUGGUCUAAUAGUGUAAAAAAUUUUCAUUCUGUGCUAGCAUACUUUGUUUUCUUUUUAGUGGCCUCAAACUCAUGCAAUAAGUUAGUUCUAAGCACUAGCUCUUGAAACUACUUCCUGAAGCAGUUUAAUAGAAUGAUCCACUUAUCUGGGAAGCUGAUUGUAUGCUUUAAACAUUUCUCUCAGAUGUCAAUGUAGGAGUCAUGCAUCUUCUAAGAGAAGACCUGAUAAGUGUCACUUGAUGUAAUUUCAGUUCCUAUCUCGAUCUGAAAUCUUUCUGAACAUUUAUUUCAGUCCGUUAGACCUUUUGGUUUUAUUGUUUAAGUUUAAAACUCUUGCCCUUUUUGCAUGGCUUUUUGCUGAAAAUGCAAAAAUAUAAAUUUUCUACAAAGUUAACUUUUUAUAUUCAAAACACUAUUUCUAAGCUGCCUUCUCUUACCUGCAUUGUGUUAGUGAAAGCGUAUCCAUAUGUGCAUACAUCUUAUGAAUAUAUAAGGCACAUCCUCUUUUAUGCGUGGUUAGGAUUCUAUAUUUUUAAGCUAGUGCACUUGCACACACGGUUUGCCAUACUUGUUGAAUUUUAGAUGUAAUGUCUUUUCAUGUAUUAACAUUUUUAGAAAGUUAAAAUAACUGGAGUCCUCAUUUGAUGUCAAAAGUAGCCUAUCUUCAGUCCAUACUGAUUCAGCAAUAGUUUGAACUCCUUAUAUUCCUGAAACAUGUAUGGACUUAGGAAAAUGAAUAUUUUAUAUUUUACUUUCAGAAGUAAACAUUAGUGUUCUUUAUCGAUGUAUGUCUUCUUUUUGAACAUGUUUUUUCUUUGCAGUUUGUUUAACGUUACCCUGUUUUUAGUAAGAAUUGGAGUGCUAUAUGACAAGCCCUGGCCCUGCAGCGUGCAAGCACUUUUUAAAGAGAAUUUAGGUAAUGCCAGACUGCUAAAUAAAGGCCCCUUAAAAGUAAGUGCAACUUCCAUUCUUUCCAUUUAAUAAGGCUGCUGCAUCUGUUACUGAAUGGAAAGUAGCAACUUUUGGACAAUUUGAGCUCAGUUUUGACUUAGAGGUAAGGAAUAGAAUUAUAAUCUGACUGGUCAUAUCUACUUGUUUAUUUAGUACAAAAAAAACUUAGCAGCACUGGGGAUGGAAGCCCUCAGCUUUGGUUUUAUUUACUGGAAGCUACUAGUAUGAAGGACAGUAGCCUCAAAGUUGAGAAUGGAGGGAGAAUAACUGUUUGAAACCAUUUGUACUAAGUGUUUUAGGAUUAGCUGCACCUUUCAACUCAAAGGAGAAAAACAUGUAGUGGACAAAGUUAAGCAAGAAUAACCAGGAAAUGGCUCAUUCAAAUCGAGGCCAUUUUUUCCUGAGUAGAGUCUACAGCUGAUACAGACUAGAUCUACACUGGCAAAACUUGCCAGAUCUUAGGAUAUUGGUGCAAUAUUGCAAUGCCUUCUGUAUGGCUAUUGUAUAAAUUUUCUAGUUUCACUUUUUUUUGCUGCUGCCACCACUGAACAUAAGAUAGAAGAGUGAAGUCAUGGAAAUGUGAAGACUUUUGGGGUUUGGGGUUUUUUUUGCAGUUAAAUGAGACAACUAUUUAAAAAGACACCCUGGUUUUAAAACUCCAAAGCUGGAGGCAUUUGGGUUUAAGAAACAAUCAGAUACACAAGUAGUUUUUGAAAAAGAAAAACAUUGGCAUUGGUUUUAGAAGUCAAAUCAGUGUUCUUUCGUAUAUGAGACUUAAAUUUGUGUUAAAUGAUUGUCAUUUACUUCUGAUUUUAAUAAUGAAACUUGAUAUCAUUUCCCAUGGUCAUGUGGGUAAAAGUCUUUUUCUACAUUUAAAAAAUCAUUUCUAAUCAUUUUACUUUUGAAAAGUAGGCUUAACUUAGUCAUUUGAUUCUUUUUCUAAUAUGUUAGGUGGUUUAGCUUUUGUGCGUCUGCUGUCUUGCUCUCAAAAAAAUAACAAUAACGUCUUCAUUAUUUUCCUCGUUGUCUUUUGCUGGGAAAGACCGAGGCAGGGUGCCCUUCAUCAGGCUUUUAUACUCCAGUGGUGGUUCUCUUUAAUUGCUUAGAUAUGACUUCAGAGCCCUAGUUAAGGUGAGAUCUGGGCAGACAAUUGAAAUUCUUGGUCUUCCAUUCUAAAGACAGAGGCCAAGGUCAAAAUGCAUUUUUUGGAAAAAUUCGUGAAAUGUUAACUUGAACUAACUCUGGGUUCAGCUUCACACUUUAUUCAUGUCUUACCUGAUGUGAGCUGUGAUCAGUUUUGAGCUUUAAGAAUAGUUGCUGUCGCUUGGGUUCUUUAUGAAUGUAUGAGAAGAUUCUUCUGUUUAUAUGUAGCGCUAAUUUAGGUUCUUUUAAAUCCAUGAUAACUUACAUUCCCUUUUCAAGUUAUGGUGUAAUUGCUGAAAGAGAUUUAUUUUUGUUAUACUAAACUAUGGAAAAUUUUUCAUAGAUGUUUUUCAAGUUUAUUUUUUGUGUGCUUCAUUUGGAACCAUUUUUGUUUAUAUACAUUGUACGUGUUCAAGAUAGUAGUUCUUAAAAAUUCAGUAAGAGAUUUGAAACCAUUCAGCGCAACUGUUGUAAUCUUUGUGUUACUUUUCACUUUACAUUUUAAAUGCCAGACUACAAAAUUAGCUGAUCUUUAUUAGUUGCAUCUUAAUUAGAAAUGUUUGUUCUCUCCAUGUCUUUGACCUAAGUUUUGACUUUAAUCUGCUUAAAGAAAAUUCUUGCACUACAACCUUUUCAUAAAACUCAAGAUUGUCUCAUUGAAGGUUUUGUAUUGGAAGAAAUACUACUGGUUUUUUAAAAGCAAAGCUUAAGUAAUAGAAUUAUUAGCUUUUCUUGAGACAGCUUUCUCUGUGUCCUCAUUACUCUGCUCUGUGUGUUACUAUAAUUUGUGAAAUAUUGACUGAGCCCUUCACUUACCUUUUCUAAAGCAGCACCUUUGGACACCUCAUUCUGGGAAGCCUGCUCCAGUCAUAGUAAAGGACACACAUUUGUAUGGGGAUAAGUGGUUAAAAUGGAGAGUUUUGUCUUAAUUACAAGAAACUAAGCUUUAAAAUAUUUUAUAACAAAUUAUUUGAGCUGCAUUAUCUAAACAUGUCAAACGUUCAGUGGGACUAUUUUUAUAUAUGUAUAUGUGGUUGUAGGUCAUAACAUUUCAGUUUAUAAUAUAAAUCGUUAUUUCAGUUUAUAAGCUAUCUCUCAAAAAAGACUAGCUCUUUUGAGAAUACAUAAUUUAAAGUUUUAGAUUGAAGUGAAACACAACAUAGAUCAUAGUGAAAUUAGAUAUAAUGGAGGGCUAUGUAGCAGUGAAAACUGCUAGUGCCAUUUCUCUCGUUUGCCUAUUACACAUUUUUGAUUUUUUUUUGUACUCAACAUUUUUAGGGAUCAUACAUUUGUUCGAUUGGGUUAGAGUUGGUUUGGGAAUAAAUAUCUUCUAAAAAGAGAUUUAUCUUAAAAGCAAAAGUCCUGAAAAACUAGUUUGUCAAGAGUUUCUAAAGCCAGAUAUUCAGCACACAUAGACAGAAACAGGUAAACACUCGUGGAAGUCCUGUCCUUUCAGUACAUCAGUACAGCCUCACGGUUACAUGAGUAACACUGAGAGAGUCCCGUCAGCUUUGUUUGUUCCCCCUUAACAUUCUUGGAUUUUUUUUUUUUUACAUCUUUGGGAACAAUUGCAUUAAAAACCUUAUUAAUCAGUAUAUGAGUAAGGAUGAAGAGUUUGCUUUCAGAAGGAAUGUUCCAGUGAGGUGAUUGGAGAGGUUAUUUUCUACCUAACUUGUAUAUGCCCUAUACCUCAUGGGCAUACUUUGUUUAUUAGAAAAAUAUUUUGACAUUUAGGUACAUUUUGGGCCGAUAGUCAAAUUAAUCCUAGGGCCGAUUUAAAAAAAUCUUAGAAUAAUUUAAGGUUUGCCUUUUAUACCUGUUUUGAAAGCCUUUACAUUUUUGUCAGGUAAUUUUUCCCAAGCCGUGAAUAUAAUCUAUUCAAACAUGUUUAUGCUAUCCAUUCUGUUUUUAAAUUGAAAAAAAUGUUAAAA
This is a messenger RNA of Artibeus jamaicensis (Jamaican fruit-eating bat), 6626 nucleotides long. RefSeq names its product kelch like family member 15 (gene KLHL15). Gene Ontology annotation, cellular component: nucleus; Cul3-RING ubiquitin ligase complex. Lineage: Eukaryota; Metazoa; Chordata; Mammalia; Chiroptera; Phyllostomidae. Gene Ontology annotation, molecular function: protein binding. Gene Ontology annotation, biological process: protein ubiquitination; nuclear protein quality control by the ubiquitin-proteasome system. The transcript is spliced from 8 exons. The record is from RefSeq and is a predicted model, not a curated record. Bases 685 to 2499 code for a protein of 604 amino acids.